This is a messenger RNA of Bradysia coprophila, 1433 nucleotides long. It is a transcript of the gene Mpi, whose product is annotated as mannose phosphate isomerase. NCBI's taxonomy places the organism in Eukaryota, Metazoa, Arthropoda, Insecta, Diptera, Sciaridae. Gene Ontology annotation, biological process: GDP-mannose biosynthetic process; carbohydrate metabolic process. Gene Ontology annotation, cellular component: cytosol. Gene Ontology annotation, molecular function: mannose-6-phosphate isomerase activity; zinc ion binding. The record is from RefSeq and is a predicted model, not a curated record.
ACAUAAAUGUGUAUAGAAAUGUCUGUAAAACAAUAACAAAAUUAACCAACGAACUGACAUUUAGAGCAUUUACACACAGAAAUGAACAGAUUAGUGUCUGUCGUUCAUAACUUGAUACGCUCUGAACGAGCUCAAUAUGCGAUAAAACCGGUUCGAUUUUAAUCAGACGUUUUGCAAAUCAAAACACAUUCACUUUCUGUGUAUAGUACAGUGCAACAAAGUGUCAAUCAUGGAACUUGAAGGUGCAAUAAAGUCAUACGAUUGGGGAAAAUUGGGAGCCCAGUCCAAAGUGGCAACGCUGGCAAAGGCAAACAAUUUGUCGUUCAAUAUUGACAACGAAAAUUGCUAUGCUGAAUUGUGGAUGGGCGACCAUGUCAGCGGUCCGUCAAUUGUAUCGGGUACUGAUCAAUCUUUAGAUCAAUUGUUGGCUAAAGACAAAGAAUUGAUUGGUGGAAUGAGCAAAUUACCAUUUUUGUUGAAAGUGUUGAGCAUCGGCAAAGCAUUAAGCAUUCAAGUGCAUCCGAGUAAGUCUGAAGCUGAGAAACUAUUUGCUAGUCGUCCAGACCUGUACAAAGAUCCAAAUCAUAAGCCAGAAUUGGCGAUAGCUCUAACACCAUUUUUAGCGUUGUGUGGAUUUCGUCCGUACGAGGAGAUUUACACUAAUUUGAAAGAAAACGAACCGUUGUACGUUCUGAUAGGUGCCGAAAAUGUCGAACAAAUCAAAGUAAACGGACCGGAUGGAUUGAGACAUUGCUUUUCAUUGUUGAUGCAUUCCAAAGAUUCCGAUGUUCAUUCCUGCAUAGCUAAGUUGAACGAAUCAUUCCAAACGAAGGAGCCGACCACCGACCGACGAAUAUUCCAUCAACUGAACGAACAAUUUCCCAACGAUGUUGGUAGUCUCUGUCUAUUCUUCCUAAACGUAAUCGAAUUGCAACCGGGACAGGCGAUAUUUUUACCAGCCAAAGAGCCGCACGCUUACUUGAGUGGUGAUUGCAUCGAAUGCAUGGCAUGUUCGGAUAAUGUGGUGCGAGCUGGUCUAACGCCAAAGUAUAAGGAUGUGGAAACAUUGCUGGCAAUGUUAAAUUACGAUGGUUCAUCGGGCGAAAGUAAAAUCUUUCAGCCGAAAGUCGUAGACGAGCAUCAGUUGUUGUUCGCACCAGCUGUCGAAGAUUUUGCAGUUGUCAAGAUUCAGGUAUCCACAAAGAAGUAUCGAAUAAAAAAUUCAAAAUUUGGUUCCAUCAUCAUUGUGCUAGCAGGCAAAGCAUCGGCAAAUGCUCAAAAUUUAGAACCAGUUGCGCUGAAAGAGGGAAAAAUAUGUUUCGUACCAGCGACCUCUUCCUAUAUUGAUGUCGAUGUAACGGAAGACCUGGUUGCGUAUCAGGCGAUGUACAAUGAUUUUUCGUAAAUAAAAUUGAUUUUUUUAUUUUCCAAAA